UGUGUUGAAAUUUCAUCAGAAAAUCCAAAAAAAUCCACAAAUAAAAAUGCAAAAAAAUAUUUUGCUCGUUAUUCGGGCAUUGAGACCCUCGAUUUUCAUCCCGCAACGCUGUUGUCACUUGCAGAAAAUUGAAGAAUUGUCGGAUUUGGACAUGCAAACGUACAUCAACGAAGCUCUGCGACAGGAAAAGCCAAAAAGUCUCAUUGAACCGGGCGGCGCGACAGAAUUAGAUGAAAUUGCGCCGUAUUUGAAGCCAACUUUCAACUUAGCUGCUUACGCGAACAAAUCUCACACCUUACAACAGUUUCUAAAAAUGGGCGUCGACUUGUACAAAAUCGAAAAACGAAAGGGAUUGGGUCAGUUUUUCCUCGAACUCGAUUUCGAGAAGCAUUGCAAGGAUCAUUUGAUGUUUCUGAACGACAUUGGAGUCUCGCCGGAUGUUUUUGGGGCGUUUAUUACGAAAAAUCCGCUGAUUUUCAAGGAAAGUAUUCAAGAUUUGCAGACCCGAGUGAAUUAUUUGGAGUAUAAAAAUUUCAAAAAAGAAGCAAUUGUCAGAAUUGUCGAGAAAAAUCCGUUUUGGUUGAUGUUCAGUACGCCCCGGAUCGAUCGACGUCUCGGAUUUUUUCAGAAAAACUUUGAAUUGACGGGAAAUGAAGUCCGAAAACUUGCAACAAAGCAACCGAGGCUCAUCACAUACAAUACAAUGCACGUACAGAAGAGUAUUUUUUCCGUAAAAGAGGAAAUGGGCUUCAGUCAAGACGAAAUGAAGCGACUUACGCUCAAGAAACCACGAAUAAUGAUGAUGAAUCAUGACGAGCUCCUAAAUCGCUUCGAAUACAUCCAAAAAAAGAUGAAACUCUCGCACGAACGAAUCCUUCAAACGCCAGAGCUGCUCGAAACUCGUCAAUUUAUCCUUAAACAACGUCACGAGUUCCUAAAAUCCCUGAAAAGAGACCAAUAUGACCCAAAAUUGCCGCUUUAUGUGCCUCUCGAAGCCUUGGUGAAGUCAUCAAAUGAGGAAUUCGUUACCGUCAUUGCCAAAUCCUGCAUGGAAGAGUACGAGAAAUUCUUGAAAACGCUCUAAUUUAAAGUCUUUCGGUGUUUAAUAUCAAGUUUUUUGCUUAAAUUUAAGUUAGGAUUCGAAAUUUUUUUACAGUUAGUCACAAUAAAUUAACUAGCUCUUAACUAAAUUUGCCCAAUUCGACUUUUUUCCGUAUGACGCGGAUCGAACUGUGCAAAAACGAGUCAAUUAUGCUCGCAACGACGUAGAUUCCGCCAACAAUUGCACAAAUAUUGGUUGCUAAAUGCCCGAUGGAGUUGGAUUUUUCCGUGAUUUUUACCAUUAGAGGGGAUAGUUCGUAGCUGAAAAAGACGCCGGGCAUGCCCCCUUCUCCUUUGCCGGCAGCAACGCUUCUUUGAUACGUCGUCACACUAAAUUGAUUUGUGUGCAAAACAGUUCCGUUGAGGAAGACAUACAUUGUGGGCACGAUUUUCAGGUAAUAAUUGAACAUGAAACCGCCUGAAAUGAGAAAAAUAGAAGAAAAAUUAGAAAAAAAAUUGUAAAUAAAAAAUUAAAUAAUUUUAUAAAAA
Molecule: messenger RNA, 1590 nt
Organism: Culicoides brevitarsis
Lineage: Eukaryota; Metazoa; Arthropoda; Insecta; Diptera; Ceratopogonidae
Gene: mTerf3
Product: transcription termination factor 3, mitochondrial
Exons: 2
Coding region: 47-1084 (345 amino acids)
Biological process (GO): mitochondrial transcription; regulation of DNA-templated transcription; mitochondrial ribosome assembly
Cellular component (GO): mitochondrion
Molecular function (GO): double-stranded DNA binding
Source: RefSeq, a predicted model, not a curated record